Messenger RNA from Penicillium longicatenatum, 918 nucleotides. RefSeq lists its product as uncharacterized. Gene Ontology annotation, molecular function: methyltransferase activity. The record is from RefSeq and is a predicted model, not a curated record. Lineage: Eukaryota; Fungi; Ascomycota; Eurotiomycetes; Eurotiales; Aspergillaceae. The coding region runs from base 1 to 918 and encodes 305 amino acids. The transcript has 2 exons.
AUGGCUGCCACAGUGACUUCGUCUGCCCCGCCUUCAGGCCCCAAAGGCAACGUCUUCGUCGGAACUGAGGGAAUCUACCUCCUGCCGCAUCAUCAACGGGAGAUUGAGCGACUCCAAAAACAACACAACUUCUUUUUGUCAUCUACCAAUGGCAUUCUUCUCACAGUGCCUUUGCAGAAUCAGUCAGACUGGCGGAUUUUGGACUCUGGUGCUGCCGAUGGCACUUGGCUUCGCUCUUUAGCCCAGAAUUAUCCCUCUAAGAAUUGGUCGCUCCAUGGGGUCGAUAUUGGCUCGGCUUUGUUUCCCCUCUCAUCUGCGAACGGACCGGUCCUGGAUCUACAAGAGCUGGAUAUUCGACAGCCGGCGCCGGAAAGCCUUCACUGGGAAAACAGCUUUGAUCUGAUCCAUCAGCGGCUACUCAUAUGGGGCCUUCAAGGCCCAGAAUGGCUCAAAGUUCUUCGAAACCAACGAACAUGGCUGAAGCCUGGUGGCUGGAUCCAGCUCGUCGAGGCUCAAUGGGUCGACAAAGAUGUAGCCUUCGACCCUGUCCAAUCCCCCAACCUGGCCAAGAUGACCAUCAUGCAGAAAUGGAGCACAGCCGCGUUCGGUAUGAAUAUUUACAUUGCCUACGAUCUCGAAAAUCUGCUACAGGAAGCGGGGCUUGAGAACAUCCGCCAAACCUCUUUCAGUCUAGGCUACGGAGCAAAGGCUCGCGAGGAGCAGUGGAAGGUGCCCUCGGCAGAGAUGUGGGUGGACACCUUCCGUAGCUUGGGUCAUAAAAUGCCACCUGAGGGGAUCCAUGGCGUGGCGCAGACCCCGGACGAGUUCGAUGCGUUCUUGGAUGCUUUGAAAGUGGAAGUUUUGGAACAAGGAUAUGCGCCCCAGUUAAACUUUGUCAUCGGACAGAAACCUCUGUAG